AUGGCCCCCCAAAAUAUCGUCGUCGUCGGUGCAACCGGCCAGCAAGGUGGUGCCGUAGUCAAGUCACUGCUCGACCUUCCCGAGAGCUCAUCACGCUUUCGCAUCCUCGCCCUCACCCGCAAUGCUCAAUCCGAACGUGCCAGGCACCUUGUAUCAGAGCACAAUGGCACAGUCUCGCUCAUUGAAGGCGACAAUGCGGAUCCCGGUCCCAUCUUUGCGUCCCAGCCCGAGGGCUCCAUCGACAGCAUCUUCAUCGUCACCGUUCCCGGCCAAAAGACACCAGAAGAGCAACAAGCGAUCCCGCUCAUCGACGCCGCCGUCGCCCACGGCGUAAAGCACAUCGUCUUCAGCUCCGUCGACCGCGGCGGCGACGAGAAGAGCUGGACCAACCCGACCACCAUCAAGCACUUCCUCGCCAAGCACAACAUCGAGCUCUACCUGCGCGACAAGGCCGACAAGGAAGCCGGCGGCAAGUUCACCUGGACCAUCCUCCGCCCCGUCUGCUUCAUGGACAACAUGAAACCCGGGCAUGCUGUGCUACAUGUUCACGGCCAUGUGGGACGCCGCGCUGAAGCCCGACACCAAGCUCCAGCUGGUCGGCGUCAGGGAUAUCGGCGUGUUUGGUACCAAGGCCUUGAGCGACCCCGCGAAGUGGUCGGGCAGGGCCGUCAGCCUGGCCGGCGAUGA
This is a messenger RNA of Chaetomium globosum CBS 148.51, 687 nucleotides long. RefSeq lists its product as uncharacterized. The transcript has a single exon. Lineage: Eukaryota; Fungi; Ascomycota; Sordariomycetes; Sordariales; Chaetomiaceae. The record is from RefSeq and is a predicted model, not a curated record. Bases 1 to 687 code for a protein of 228 amino acids.